Phacochoerus africanus (Common warthog) is the source of this 3330-nucleotide messenger RNA. RefSeq names its product gastric inhibitory polypeptide receptor (gene GIPR). Gene Ontology annotation, biological process: cell surface receptor signaling pathway; adenylate cyclase-modulating G protein-coupled receptor signaling pathway. Lineage: Eukaryota; Metazoa; Chordata; Mammalia; Artiodactyla; Suidae. The transcript is spliced from 13 exons. Gene Ontology annotation, cellular component: plasma membrane. The record is from RefSeq and is a predicted model, not a curated record. Gene Ontology annotation, molecular function: gastric inhibitory peptide receptor activity; G protein-coupled peptide receptor activity; peptide hormone binding. Bases 362 to 1765 code for a protein of 467 amino acids.
UCCCUGGAGUCACCAGGUCUAGACUCCGGGUGACACUGGCGCUUCCGCCCAGCCCAGCUCUAAGGCAACCGCACCCUCAGCAAACAUCCCCCUUCCACCUUCGCGGCCCUGGCAACGGCCAGGGGCGGGCCGGGGAGUCUCCACCCACUCCUCACGGCUACCUCCUCCCCCCACCCCGCCCCCAAAUCCUACUCGUGGUGGCAGGAGGCUGCCUCCGAAUCCGAGUAUGUGAAUCCCUGAGUGGGGUGGCGCUGGGGCUGGGGCCGAGGGCAGAGGCUCCUGACUUAGUCCUCGGACCCCCUAGACCGGGCCGCCCCUGCGUGACCGGACUCUUCGUCCCCCAUGCCCCGCCACCCUCACGAUGCGGAACUGUCCACCCCGGCGGCUGCUGCUGCUGCUGCUCUUGCUGUGCGGGCCGCUGCUCCGGAGGGCGGAGGCAGGCUCGGAGGGGCAGACGGCGGGAGAGCUGUACCAGCGCUGGGAACGGUACCGCAGGGAGUGCCAGGAGACACUGCAGGCCGCAGAUCCCCCACCAGGUCUCGCCUGUAACGGGUCCUUCGAUAUGUACGUCUGCUGGGACUACACUGCACCCAACGCCACUGCCCGCGCGUCCUGCCCCUGGUACCUGCCCUGGCACCGCCACGUGGCUUCAGGCUUUGUCCUCCGCCAUUGUGGCAGUGACGGCCAGUGGGGACCUUGGCGAGACCAUUCUCAGUGUGAGGACCCAGAGAAGAAUGGGGCUUUUCAGGACCAAAGGCUGAUCUUGGAGCGGCUGCAGGUUGUGUACACCGUGGGCUACUCCCUGUCCCUUGCCACGCUGCUGCUCGCCUUGCUCAUCUUAAGUUUCUUCAGGCGGCUGCGCUGCACUCGCAACUACAUCCACAUCAACCUGUUCACAUCUUUCAUGCUGCGGGCAGCAGCCAUCCUCACCCGAGACCGGCUGCUUCCUCCCCCUGGCCCCUACUCUGGGGAUGGGGCCCCUGUCCUGUGGAACCAGGCUCUAGCUGCCUGCCGCACGGCCCAGAUCGUGACCCAGUACUGCGUGGGCGCCAACUACACGUGGCUGCUGGUGGAGGGGAUCUACCUUCAUAGCCUCCUGGUGCUCGUGGGAGGCUCGGAGGAGGGCCACUUCCGCUGCUACAUGCUCCUCGGCUGGGGGGCCCCCGCGCUUUUCGUCAUUCCUUGGGUGAUCGUCAGGUACCUGUACGAGGACACGCAGUGCUGGGAGCGGAAUGAUAUCAAGGCCAUUUGGUGGAUCAUAAGAACCCCUAUCCUCCUAACCAUCUUGAUUAAUUUUCUCAUCUUCAUCCGCAUCCUUGGCAUCCUCCUGUCAAAGCUGAGGACUCGACAGAUGCGCUGCCCAGAUUACCGGCUGAGGCUGGCUCGCUCCACGCUGACACUGGUGCCUCUGCUGGGCGUCCACGAGGUGGUGUUUGCUCCUGUGACUGAGGAACAGGCCCGGGGUGCCCUGCGCUUGGCCAAGCUCGCCUUUGAGAUCUUCCUCAGCUCUUUCCAGGGCUUCCUGGUCAGCGUCCUCUACUGCUUCAUCAACAAGGAGGUGCAGUCUGAGAUCCGCCGGGGCUGGCACCGCUGCCACCUGCGCCACAGCCUGGACGAGGAGCCGCGCCAGCCCCGGGAGCGCGCCUUCCAGACCCUGCGCUCGGGCUCCGGCCACGGCCAGGUCCCCGCGGGCCGCGCUCCGUGCUCAAGGACCCUUCCAGGUCCCGGGGAUGAGGCCAGCCAUGUCUUGGAAAGUUACUGUUAGGCGGCAGGAUUCUUGUGUCUAUUCAGUUAGCACGUAUUUAUUGAGCGCCUGCUGUGUACCAGGCCUGGUGAAAAGGGCGCUGGGGAAACGGGUGGUGAUGGGGUGAAAGGAAACAGAAGACAAGGUCCCUGUUGUUUUAGGAUCACAACUGAGUGGCAGGAACAGACCUGAGGCCGACUCAUCAAGCUAUAUAUACAUGGUGGAAGAGCUUAUCAAGAAUCCUUAGAAGGGGGCCUAAGGUGGUCUUGGGGCAUCUCUGAGGAAGUUACAUUUAGGCCAUGCCUGAAAGAGGUGCGAGACAGCUUUGGGAAGACUUGGCGGACAAGAUUCUAGGCAGAAGGAAGAGCAUCUGCAAGGGCCCUGGGCAGCCAAGAACUUGGCUGUGUCUGAGGAACAGAAAGGUGACCUGGGUGGCUCCGGCACGGGGAGGAGUCAGAGCCAAGGGAUGGGGAAAGAGAAGUGGGUGGGGCUAAAGAGUUGGGAUUUUUAUUCCAGAUGCGCUGAAGAUUCUCAGGAACAUCUAAUGGGAGCGGGCUGGUGUUUUAAAACAGGUCCUGGUGGGAGAACAGACUAUUAGGGGCAAGGGUGGUGGCUGGGAGCCCAGUGAGGAGGCUGAUGCAGGUGGGAGGUGAUGGUGGCCAGAGCAGGGUGGCAGUCACCUUGGGUGUGAAAAAUGGCUUGAUUAUGGAACGAUUUCAAAGGCCAGACUGGAAGCCUUUGUCAGUGGAUCGCAUGAGGAAAGGGUAACAAGGAGAGAAGUCAGCCUUGGUUUGGGAUUAAGAGGAAAGAGAUGGGGAGAUCAGGCGCAGGGUGGGGAGAACCGAGGGUGCUCUUCGGACAUGGUAAGCUGGGAAGGGUCUGGAGCUUGCGGGCAGGUUAGAGAUAGAAAUGCCAGUGGCACUGGGGUCCGGAGCACAGGCUUGUGUGUGUAGACAGAAUCACGGGCAACUAAAGGGCAGGCUUCGGAGCAGAAAUUACAUCCACAGAGGCCAGGACCAUCGCGAGCUGGAGCGUGUGGACACACAUCUGCACCCUUCUGGGUGGCCCCUGGCAAUGGGAGUUAGGGAGGCGCCUAGACCACCUGCAUAUAUAACAAGGCCCUCACCUCAAACCCCUCCCCUACACAGACACGCACUUGGAUUCAGUUUGCACCUGGGGACUGUCCGUUGUUUUCCAUGGGGUCCCCUGUUCCAGGGACAGACCCGGCCCAUAGCCGCUGAGCUCAGAGUCCUUUCAGGCGUGUGGCUCUGCUGGGCCCCUCUCGUGGGUUCUGGGAAGGUGGGGGCCCUUGUAAAUAAAGCAUGAGACACAGAUGUGCUUUCUGUGGGGGAGGGAGAACCUCCUUGGCCAGGCCAUCAAGAUGAUGGAGGUGGCCAUGUGCCUGUGGUGGCCUUGCGCCCUCUGGAGAGCAGUGCCGCUCUUAAGCCACGCGUUGCCAAGAUCAUGGGCGCCGAGCAGCCACCGUCCUCCCCGCCUAAGGGAAGCCCCCCAGGAAUGUCCGUGUGAACUCCUGAUAUUUAAACCACGUGCAAUGUGUACAAUUAAAAGUGUGUGUGUGCCAAACA